AUGAUGUGUCGAGAUGAAGCCGGUGAGGAUAAAUGGAAGUGGUAUGAUGUUGACGAUGUACUCCCUGGCCAACAAGUGUCAAUAGCGAACAUGCCUGGCUUUACUAAGUUUGCCUUUGAUAAUUACGGGGCGUGGGUCUAUGGUCCCCGAUUCACUUGGAAGGUCAUCGAGAGGGAGGAGCCGAUCCUCUGCGGGCCAGGCACGGCGGCCGCUGUCGCGUGGGACAAGGACCUGAUGAUAUUCUGUCAUCAGCUCUUCACAGCUGAGGCUAAAGCCAAGAAGUCUCCGAGGGAGUUCAGAGAGUCUGGUAUUGUCGCUGGAGAAACGUUGGGCGAAUAUGCUACGCAUCUGUCGACCAUCAUGGUUCACGAACUUACUCAUUGGUUUGGUGGCAUCACUACAAAUGGUGAUCCCGUAAUAGAUGACCAAACGGCUUUGGAUGAUAAAGGUAGGCCACUCUAUGAGAUCGGAGAAGAGGUACGUGGUCGACGCCCGGAGCCGUCACGAAAGGAGGCCAAGGCACUGGGCUGGAAGCGUGUCAAGGCAUGUAAGUUGUUCGAAGCAUGA
This is a messenger RNA of Fusarium verticillioides 7600, 567 nucleotides long. RefSeq lists its product as hypothetical. The coding region runs from base 1 to 567 and encodes 188 amino acids. NCBI's taxonomy places the organism in Eukaryota, Fungi, Ascomycota, Sordariomycetes, Hypocreales, Nectriaceae. The transcript is spliced from 2 exons. The record is from RefSeq and is a predicted model, not a curated record.